Messenger RNA from Lentinula edodes (shiitake mushroom), 4096 nucleotides. Its product is annotated as cohesin-associated protein Pds5. The coding region runs from base 80 to 3781 and encodes 1233 amino acids. Gene Ontology annotation, cellular component: nucleus; chromatin. Gene Ontology annotation, biological process: mitotic sister chromatid cohesion; DNA repair. The record is from RefSeq and is a predicted model, not a curated record. Lineage: Eukaryota; Fungi; Basidiomycota; Agaricomycetes; Agaricales; Omphalotaceae. The transcript is spliced from 23 exons.
UGGUUAUUUUAGCGCCGGUCAUUUGGUACAAACAACCGAGUAUUGAAAUCACGCGUUGUCUUUUUCAACGACGACCGCGAUGGUCGCGCAAACUCGACAUACUGGUCAGCCAUCGCCGAAGAAACUGGCGUUUCGCGAAAAGCUGAUCACCAAAGGCCAAUCUAAUGACACACUUCUCAAAAAGCUCAAGACUUUACAUUCGGAAUUGGCGGAGAUGGACCAAGAACUUGUAGACGUGAAUUCAAUGUCUAGCGUUCGUAAAGAGCUCGUCAGUAGCUCUAUCAUGCUCCACAAGGAUCGUGGCGUGAAGGCAUAUGCGGCGUGCUGCAUGGCCGAUAUUCUCAGAUUGUACGCGCCAGACGCACCUUACACACAGGCCGAGCUCCGGGAUAUCUUCCAGUUCUUUUUCAAACAACUCAGUAACAACCUCAAGGGUCCAGAUGUCACGUACUAUACCCAGUAUUUCCAUCUCCUCGAGUCUCUUUCAACCGUGAAGAGCGUUGUCCUUGUGUGCGAUCUUCCGAACGCAGAUGAGCUCGUUCUCGGCAUAUUUCGCGACCUGUUUGCCAUGAUACGACGUGAUUUGCCGAAACAAAUCGAGACCUUCAUGGCUGAAAUCCUGGUGGCGAUUGUUGAUGAGUCAUCGUCUUUGUCUGGAGAUGUGCUGGAGAUCAUAAUGGCUCAGUUCAUGGAUAAAAGUGCACGCGUUGAACAACCAGCGUAUCGACUUGCGGUGAGCGUGUGCAAUCAGACAGCAGACAAACUCCAGCGGAACGUCGCUCUUUACUUCACAGACAUUAUAGUAUCCAAUUCUGAGGAGGAGGAUUUUGAGCAGAUCCGUAUCGCGCAUGACCUCAUUAAGCGUCUUCACGCGUCGUGUCCAAAUCUUCUUCCGUCCGUCAUUCCUCAACUAGAAGAGGAACUCCACGCGGACGCUUCGACCUUGCGUGCCAUUGCCACUCAGGUUCUCGGAGAAAUGUUCUCCGACAAAAGUGGGGGCGAUCUGGCCAGGAACCAUCCUUCAACUUGGAAUGCAUGGUUAGGCCGUAAAGUAGACAAAUCGCCUGCUGUCCGAUUGAGGUUCGUGGAAUCUUCGAACGGACUUUACUCUGCGCCUCCGGAAAUGGCAGAAGCCAUUGAAUCGGCUUUGAACGGGAAACUAUUGGAUCCUGACGAAAAGAUACGCGCAGCAGUUUGCAAAAUCUACUCACAGCUCGACUACGAGACAGCAGUACAUCAUGUCUCUGAGCUUCAGCUCAAGGCUAUUGCUGGCCGAGUAGCAGAUAAAAAGCUUACCGUCCGCUUUGAGGCUGCCAACAGUCUGGCUAAGCUUUAUGGCCUUGCUUAUCCAGAGAUAGAGAACAACAAUGUAACAGCCAUCUCAAAGUUCUCUUGGAUACCCAACGAACUUCUUCACAUGACGACUAUCGUCGUUGAUUGCAGAACGGUGGUGGAACAAGUGCUAUCCGAAUAUAUCUUACCACUACCUUCGUUUACCCCCAGUUCACUGAAUAGCAAGACUGCGGAGGUCGACGAAACAGCCUGGACAGACCAUCUACUCAAUGUCAUGCGCUAUCUCACCGACCAAUCUAUAAAUGCUCUGGUCCUCCUGUCAAAUUUGAAGCCGAAUCGUCCCAGUGCUAUAGACAUCUUUGUCGACGCUUGCGUUCAAUACAACGGUGGUGUUAUUGACGAAAACGAGGAAAGGGUGACGCAAAAACUCGGGCGAAUAAUCGAGGUCAUCUCAGUAUAUUUCCCGGACCCUGCGAAGAUGAGAGAGGACCUGAAGGCGUUUGCGAAAGUGAACGAACCACGUCUUUACAAACUCAUGAAAACUUGUCUGGACGUUGAAACAGACCUUAAGGGCCUGGUAAAAGCGCAGCACGAUUUUAUCCGGCGAUUAGAACAGUCUUCUUCAACCCUCACAACUUCAUUGACCGCCCUUCUUCGCCGAGGCUCUCUUCACAUCGCAAACACCUCAUCUAUACCUACUCUCCUGCUACGACUACAAAGAUCCCAAGGCACCACUAUUACCAAGACAAAUCUAGCUGCAAACAAUGCCCAAGUGUUAUUCACAAAUAUAGCCAAAUUCUGCCCGGCGUUGUUCAAACCUCAUGUGGACGAGUUAAUUACUGCGAUCGAGGACGGGAAGAACGACAAGACUGUUGCUGUUGGGUUACAGGCUUUGGCAAGUUUGGUCAAGCUGGAUUCGCUAUUGAUGCCCUUAGAGAGCUCAACCGUAGAGGUCAUUAAAAGUCACGUGUUGAGCUCGAAUCAUAGACACGCAAAGUUUGCGGCACGAAUAUUUGCCUUCUGCGAAGAGAAGAACACUAUAUGUGGUGGCGUCGUCGAAAGCAUCGCCGAUUCAUUAUACAAAGCACCCGCAGACCAGCUAGUAGCACAUUUAGUAUCGUUAGCGCAAUUCGCUCGCUUCAUCCCAGAUGCCUUCGAACAGAAAAGCGACGUUAUAACUGCGUUUCUGCUUAAAAAACUCCUUAUGGUUCCGAGUUUACCUCCGGAUGAUCUAGAGGAUGAUGGUGAAGAGUGGGUGGAAGAUGACGAGGUUUCCAACAAUCUGAAAGCAAAGAUAGCCGCUCUGAAGAUCUUACGGUAUCGGACGAUGUCCCACGCCAACUCAAAAAAUGCUGUAGACAUCUCGACGCCUGUAUUGAAGAUGCUCGCAACGAUAUUAGAUCGUGGAGGUUCACUGGCUGGUAAUGAUGCAGUGGAAGAAGAUCGGAAAGCCUUAUCUAGAAUUAGGUUACAGGCUGCAAUAUCUCUGCUGUAUCUUUCCUCGGUCCCUGCAUACGCUGAUGCAUUGACUCCAAAAUUUAUAAGGCUAGCAUUGACUAUUCAGGACACUUGCUUUAACGUGCGGAUGUCAUUCUUACAAAAACUCGUGCCAUUAUUAUGGCACCGUAAACUUCCUGCGAAAUAUCAUCUCAUCCUUUUCCUCACUGCUCACGAUCCAGAAGAAGAUAUAAAGCAGAAGGCUGCCGCGGCUGCCAGUGGCCUUUUCAGGAAAUUGCCCUCAGAUUUGAGGACAGAAAACCUCGAAUUCGUUUUCAUUCGUCUGCUUCACCUGCUAGCCCACCAUCCGGACUUCGCUACUUCGCAGAGCGAACUCCAAGAUAUUGCCAAAUAUGUCCAGUUCUACCUGGAGUUGAUCGGAUCUGAAGAAACGAUACCCCUCCUCUAUCAUCUAGCAAGCAAAGGAAAGACGGUGCGAGAUCCCGAAUCUCAAGCCUAUAGCGAGAACUUAUACGCUAUGUGUGAGAUAGCGCAAGAACUCAUCAAGUUUCGCGCUCAACACAACAACUGGACCAUCCCUACGUUCCCUGGAAAAAUAAAACUUCCUCACGAUAUCCUCCGACCCCAACCAAAUGCGGAGAUUGCGAAUAAGAUCGCAAAACAAACUUUUUUACCACCAGAUGCUUCGUCAUGGCUAGCGGAAAUCGUCGUGGCCGCUCCCAGAGAAAAGAAAGAGCGGAAGAUACCAGCCAAACGUAAAGCGGCGACAACAAAUGGACAUUCAAAACGUUCUCGUAAGAGAAGAAAACAAACGGAUUCAAGUGAUGAGGAAUCGUUCGAUGUUCAUACGGAUGCGACGGACAUAGAAAUGUCCGAUGGACCGCCUGUACACCCACCCGACGUUGACGAGGCAGAGGAAUCAUCGGGAGAAGAGCAAUUGGGUCGAGGAGCUCGAAGCAAAGCCAAGGCUAAGGCAAAAAGGAAGUCAAGGACAUCAAAGAAGGCUGGGACUCCCAGUUCCGAUGGUUAAGAAUAUACUGAUAAUGACAACCCUAUGAUUUUUACUUUGUUCUUUGUUGGCUCUCGUUGUUUACGCUUUCCGUUAAUUGUGCUUAAUUUUUACUGUAUCUAGGGCGUACUGUAUUUCAUGUUGUAUUACCACCUAUAUACCAUCAACGUGAGCAGAAGAGUGGGGUUAAUCCUGGAUCUGCACUUUGAUAGCGCCUUGCGCAGGAUCGGCGGCAACGUGGAAUGCUGCGACUGCUUCUUCUAAAGCGAAGCGAUGAGUGACUAGAGGCUUGACGUUAAUCAGGCCACCUGCAAUCAAACGGAUUGCUUUCGGGUA